UCUGACAAUAGGGGCGGGGAAGCAGCGCGCGCGCGCGGGGGACACACAGGUCCUUGCCUGGCUCCGGAGAGGCGCGCGAGGAAGCGGCCGGAGAGCGCUGCGGGCCGGCGGAGGCGCGAGCGGGACCCUCCCGGCUUCCUUGCAGCGGGAGGGCGAGGAGAGGAGCCGUUCUAGUUUGUAGCAGCUGUCGCAGAAGAUGUCCAACAAUGGGCUAGAAGCAGAAGACAAGCCGCCCGCUCCCCCGAUGAGGAAUACCAGCACCAUGAUGAGCACUGGCAACAAAGACGUGGGCACCUUAAACCAUGGCUCGAAACCUUUGCCUCCCAACCCGGAAGAGAAGAAAAAGAGGGACCGCUUUUAUCGCUCCAUCUUGCCGGGAGACAAAACCAACAAAAAGAAGGAGAAAGAGCGACCGGAAAUCUCCCUCCCUUCAGACUUUGAACACACGAUUCAUGUUGGAUUUGAUGCCGUCACAGGCGAAUUCACAGGCAUGCCGGAGCAAUGGGCCCGCUUGCUACAGACCUCCAACAUCACCAAAUCGGAGCAGAAGAAGAACCCUCAGGCGGUCCUUGACGUGCUAGAAUUCUACAAUUCCAAAAAGACCUCCAACAGCCAGAAGUACAUGAGCUUCACAGAUAAAUCUGCAGAAGAUUAUAGCUCCUCUAACACACUGAAUGUGAAGGCAGUGUCCGAGACCCCUGCUGUCCCCCCGGUUUCUGAAGAUGAGGAUGACGAGGAUGAUGCUGCCCCUCCCCCGGUCAUUGCCCCUCGGCCCGAGCACACAAAAUCCAUAUAUACUCGAUCUGUGAUAGAGCCCCUUCCUCCAGCCCCAACCAGAGACGUGGCCACCUCUCCGCCUCCCAGCUCUCCGCUCCCCUCUCCUUCCGAAAUCAACAUGACACCCCCCGAUACACUGACGAGGAAUGCAGAGAAACCGAAGAAGAAACCCAAAAUGACCGAUGAAGAGAUCUUGGAAAAACUAAGAGGUAUAGUCAGCGUGGGCGACCCCAAGAAGAAAUAUACAAGCUUUGAGAAGAUCGGGCAAGGAGCUUCAGGUACCGUUUACACAGCAAUGGAUGUCGCUACAGGGCAGGAGGUGGCAAUCAAACAGAUGAAUUUGCAGCAGCAGCCCAAGAAAGAGCUGAUCAUAAAUGAAAUCCUCGUCAUGAGGGAAAACAAGAACCCCAAUAUCGUCAACUACCUGGACAGUUACCUCGUAGGGGAUGAGCUGUGGGUAGUCAUGGAGUAUUUGGCAGGCGGUUCGUUGACAGACGUGGUGACGGAGACCUGCAUGGAUGAAGGGCAGAUAGCCGCUGUGUGCCGGGAGUGUCUUCAGGCGUUGGAAUUCCUCCACUCCAACCAGGUCAUCCACAGGGAUAUCAAGAGUGACAACAUUUUGCUUGGGAUGGACGGCUCUGUCAAGCUAACCGACUUUGGCUUCUGUGCUCAGAUCACCCCCGAGCAGAGCAAGCGGAGCACCAUGGUGGGGACGCCGUAUUGGAUGGCUCCAGAGGUGGUGACGAGGAAAGCCUACGGGCCCAAGGUGGACAUCUGGUCCCUGGGGAUAAUGGCGAUUGAAAUGAUAGAGGGGGAGCCCCCGUACCUCAACGAGAACCCCCUGAGGGCUUUGUAUCUCAUUGCUACCAACGGGACCCCGGAGCUACAGAAUCCAGAGAAGCUGUCGCCCAUAUUUAGAGACUUUCUGAACCGUUGCCUUGAGAUGGACGUGGAGAAGAGGGGGUCUGCUAAAGAACUCCUCCAGCACCAGUUCCUGAAAAUUGCCAAGCCGCUCUCAAGUCUCACUCCUUUGAUUGUCGCAGCAAAAGAAGCAGCAAAGAACAACCACUGAAAAUUUGACGCAGCUGCACCGGUCGUGCCGAGUCCUCUUGAUUUUAAUUUUCUUUUUAAAACAAACGAAACCACGAUGAUUUCAAAGAACUCGAUUUUUAGUACUUUCACCGUGCCCGGAGAACUUUUAAUCUUGCAAGGGUCGGGAUUGAAAAAUCGAUUUGCGUCGAAGUCUCAAAGUAGACCAGUGGUAGAGACAUAGCUCUAAAACUGUGACCUCGCACUUGGAACGGGCGAGGAUUUGGACAUUUGAAAGGGUCGUUAAGAGACAGUCUGAUCACGACCGACAUGUUGACAAGCCAGUAUGUUUCCUUAUCUUUUAAUGUGCCGAUUUCAGAAAUGGGGCCGGGGGGAGGGGGGGAAUUACACGGAGCCUUUUUAGAAGACAUUCUUUUUCCUUAGGGGUUACAUUUCUCGCUGCCUGGACUUUCUGUUGUUAAACUACUGAAAGGCUGGCCCGCUUUGGAUUACUUGAAAGCUAGGACAGGCAAAAGCAGAAAUCUGGACCGCUUUUAUCAUCUCAAGGGAAGUGGUGUUUCUUCCUGUGAACCACCGGACAUUUGGACGUGUGUGUGCAUGCGCCGGAGAAGACGCUGAAAUAGUUAGAAGGAGCACCCUGCAUCUAUCGGAAGACGACGUUAAUGAAUGAUCACCAUGCUGUGUGUUUGAUUUGUUGUGUGUGAAGCUACUUGCCCUCUGAUUAAAUUCACAUAGCUGUUUCCACCCU
Molecule: messenger RNA, 2575 nt
Organism: Elgaria multicarinata webbii
Lineage: Eukaryota; Metazoa; Chordata; Lepidosauria; Squamata; Anguidae
Gene: PAK1
Product: p21 (RAC1) activated kinase 1
Exons: 15
Coding region: 197-1849 (550 amino acids)
Biological process (GO): regulation of actin cytoskeleton organization; protein phosphorylation; regulation of MAPK cascade
Cellular component (GO): cytoplasm
Molecular function (GO): ATP binding; protein serine/threonine kinase activity
Source: RefSeq, a predicted model, not a curated record